CAAGUGCUAAUCAAAAUGUGCGCGAAAUUCGUAUAUGCUGUUCUGCUGGCCGGCCUUGUUUGCGGCUCCAUGGCCCUUCCCUCCCAGGACAACACCGAGCGGGACCUGGUUAACAUGCUGAACCGCCUGGACGGUGAGGAGUCCGUCGCGCUCUUCGGCGGUCUAAGGAUCGACCGCUCGGAGACGGGCCGCAGCUUCGGUGCAUCCAAGGCCGUCGAGUCCUUCGACGACCGUGCCGAACGCUACCUGGAGACUCACGAGCUGAACCUCUCCUUCUCCGGCGAUGAGCAGGAGGAGAACGCCGAGAAUGAGUACACCGGACGCGCCAUGGAUGAGUCCCGCAGCAAGCGCAUGAAGAAGCUGCUGUUGCCCCUUCUUUUGGCUUUGAAGCUGAAGAAGGCCGUCGUUGUCAAGAUUAUGUUCACCAUCAUCAAGUUCAUCUCGCUGAAGGCUCUGGCCAUCUCCUUCCUGGCUCUCAUCCUGGCUGGUGCCACCUUCUUCAAGGAUCUGCUGGCCAAGAAGAAGGAACACAUCACCACUGCUUACAUCACCGGUAGCCCACUGAACGCCGAUAUCGUGCACUCCGACUGGAGUCGCAAUGGUCAGGCAGGAGCCGCCGAUCUGGCCUACAACCAUUAUGGCCUGGCUCAGCCCUUCUAA
Molecule: messenger RNA, 660 nt
Organism: Drosophila santomea
Lineage: Eukaryota; Metazoa; Arthropoda; Insecta; Diptera; Drosophilidae
Gene: Osi15
Exons: 3
Coding region: 16-660 (214 amino acids)
Source: RefSeq, a predicted model, not a curated record